This is a messenger RNA of Daucus carota subsp. sativus, 909 nucleotides long. Its product is annotated as probable aspartic proteinase GIP2. Gene Ontology annotation, biological process: proteolysis. Bases 1 to 909 code for a protein of 302 amino acids. The record is from RefSeq and is a predicted model, not a curated record. Lineage: Eukaryota; Viridiplantae; Streptophyta; Magnoliopsida; Apiales; Apiaceae. The transcript is spliced from 2 exons. Gene Ontology annotation, molecular function: aspartic-type endopeptidase activity.
AUGGGAUUGAAUAAAAGUCCAAUGGACAGACUGAAGAAGCAAAUAGGAAUAUUGAUGGAGGAUCUGUGGACUGUCCAAAUCUGGCCUCACAAUGACGAAAUCCAGCCAUCAAUCUUGACAGUCGGAUUAAGCUACCAAUCCCCUGAGCCAUUCCCAAUCACAUGUGCAGUUUCAGAUCUCCUGAAAGGUCUAUCUAAUGAAACUACAGGUAUGGUAGGCCUUGCAAAUCUAACAACUUCAUUACCUGCACAAAUGUCGACACAGUUUAAGCUACCUUACAAAUUUGCUCUCUGCAUACCAUCUACAUCUGAAUAUGCACUCGGUCACAUGUUUAUAUGCGGAUGGCCAUAUAUUUUAUUACCAUACAGUAAAGAUAUUGCUAAAGAAUUGAUCACCACACAACUUUCCAUUAACCCCAUUAGUACUACACUGGUGUAUACAACUGGUGACCCUUCGGAUGAAUAUUCCAUAGAUGUUAAAUCUAUUAGUGUUCAUAACAAACCAGUAACAAUUAAUGCUUCUUUGCUAUCCAUAAACAAGGAAGGCUACGGGGGUACCAAAUUUAGUACCAUUACUCCUUAUACAAAACUAGAGACUUCCAUAUAUAGCAGUCUCGUUAGUGCUUUUAGCAAGACUGCGGCACUGAGAAAAAUGAAAAACGUAGCAUUGGUCGUGCCAUUUGGAGCUUGUUUCAAUGCAAAGAAUAUAGACAAAAGCCAGACAGGACCUGUAGUGCCUUUCACUGAUAUUGGUCUAGCAGGUAACAAGUUUUGGAGAUUUUACGGUGCCAAUUCAAUGGUGUCAGUGAGCAAAAAAGUAUUAUGUAUGCCUGGCAUUUGUGGAUGUGGGAUCAUAUCCAAGAACCUCUGUUAUUAUAGGAGGGCAUCAAAUGGAGGAUCAUCUUAUUGA